UCACGGAAAGGGCGUAAGCCAUGCAUUGGAGUGAAGCCGCAUAAAAGCGCUUCCAUAAUGCGGGCGUGAGGUGCGCGGACGAGGGGGUAAACGGAGGGGAUCCAGGAGGAGGACAGCGGCGUGUUACCGGCUUCACAUCGAGCCUGGCCGUCAGGCACCGGAGAGAAUAAAAUGUCGAACCGAAAGCACCGGGACAACCAGGAGAUCUGUGCCCGCAAGGUCCGGGAGCUGGCCCAGUCUGGAGUAAACAAACACUGCUUCGAGUGCAACCAGCCCGGGGUGACUUACACCGACAUCACGGUGGGCAGCUUCGUCUGCACGUCGUGCUCCGGAAUGCUGAGAGGCCUCAACCCUCCUCACAGAGUCAAGUCUAUCUCCAUGACAACCUUCUCCCAACAGGAAGUGGAAUUCCUCCAGAACCAUGGCAACGAGGUCGGGAGGAGGACUUGGCUGUGUUUGUUUGACCCAAAGACGGACGGCUGCUCCGACAUGAAGGACUCUCAGAAGUUCAAAGAGUUCCUCCAGGACAAAUACGAGAAGAAGAAAUGGCAUUUUUCCAAAAGUAAGAACCGGAGAGAUGUUGAGGGUCCUUGGAGCCCCGGGGUCCAGGCUGUGCCCCCUUCCCAUGGUCCCUUAGCGAGCCAGGCCCCGACUCAUAACCUGCCCCCCAACGCCAGAGCCACAAGGCCACUGUCUCAGUCCCAGCUGCCAUCAUGGGAUCGAGCGCCUGCGAUCUCGCCUGCCGACAUGCGGACCGACGUGUUCACCGCUAGGCCAUCGCGCUCCCAAAGCUUCAGAGACCCCCCUCUGAAAGAUCCCACCCUGUGCGGGAUAGAAAGACAGCGGCCAGGCUCCCUGUCGUCAGCGCUGGGAGCUCAGAGCCACGCCCCCUCCUUCCCUGCCCUCCCACGACCAUCAGCCAGUAGCUCUUUCAAAAACCACUUCACUUUAGGUCGUACAGUAUCAGCCUCUGGGGCCACGGGGCCCUUUAGGGCCUUCCCCAAGUCUCUCAGCGUGGACUUUGGAGGUAUGAGCCAUCCUCAGCCACAGCCCCUGCCCCAGUCUCUGUCCCAGCAGCAGCAGCAGCAGCAGCCUGCCAGUGUUGGCCAGACAACACCCCCGGUGGGCGGCUCGAACCCCCAGGACAGGUACGCUGCCGUGUCGCAGCUGGACAGCGUCUUCUCUGAAACGACCACAGCUCCACCUGCUGGUCCUCCGCAGUACAGCGCCAUCUUUGGCAGCAGGCUUUCAUCCAGUUCGACUCCUGCCAGUUCCCCUGGUGUCGAUACACACUCCAGCUCCCAAACCUUUGCGAAUUUCCCCAACCCAUUCAGUUCCAGCUCCAGCUCUGCUUCCCAGCAGCCUGUUGCCCUCUCCCCCAGUAACCCCUUCAGCAAUGCCUCAGGAGGUGACUCCAGCGCGUUUGUCACCUCGCCCACCUCUGUGUUCCCUCCGUCUGCCUCUUUCCCAGCGCCUGCCACCCAGAAUGCAUUUCCUCAUGAGUCAGCCAGCAACCAGGAAGCCAAUGGUUUUGCCUCCUUCCCUGCGUCAGACUCUCAGCCCAAAGUCCCUCGGCCGAUGUCGGUGAACCCGUUUACUGGGAAUGUUUACCCCAGUCGAGGGACGUCGCGAAAUCCUUUCAUCUGACCCCCCCCACCCACCCACCCUCUCCACCCCCCCUCUCCUUACUUCACCCACCCAUCCAUCUCUGGGAACUGAGGGAGAAGUGAACUUGAGGAGUCGCUGCCAUUUCAAAGCCUCUGGAGUAUUUUCACCCUCUGAGGGAGGGUGUGACGUCCAUGCAGACCCCCCCCCCCCCUUUUCUGUCCGUGUUUACGUGUUUGUGGAGGAAAAAAAAAAAGUGUGUGAAUGUAAUUAUGAAAUUUGUGUGUGUAUGAGAGGGUUGGCUUGCUGUCUUUGUAACACAAGACAAACGUCAGAAGGUGUUUGUGUGCCAGUAGACGCCACCUCAGGGCUCUGUGGGAGUCACGAGUAAACGACGCCUCUAUGAUUUUUGCAGAAACACACACUUUAUAUACACACACACACACACACACACACACACACACACACACACACAUACAUACAUACAUACAUACAUACAUACAUAUAUUACACACACACGUUGCUGCUGCUGCUACUUUGCUUUCAUCUCCUGCUAAAAAGUGCAAAAAAAACCCCAGCCCGCCGGUGAACACCUCAGUGUUGUCUUCUGCUUUAAAAAUGUUUGAGUCUCUCAGUCGUCCAAAGGAAAAGCCAGGUGAGACUCUGACCCUGCAUCAUGAGUUUCUACAGAUGGUUACAACCGCCUUAACAGCCUCCUGAUGCAUGUGAAUUAGCGUCGAAAGAUAAGACGGGCUUUCCUCUGUAAUGGGUGUGUGGAACGUGUCUGCAUUCGUCACUGUUUUUUGUCAGGUUUCCUUUGAAGGAUAAUCUAUGUUUUCCACUCUCAGGCUGCAUGCGCUUAGAGGGCUAAAAGGAGAUGCUACUGAAUGUAAAAGCAAUUUCAGAAUAACUUGCGUAAAUGUGUAUGAUGACUUCAUUGCUUCAUGUACCGGACCAAAAUGUUCUCUGGCUGUUUUUUCGUUUGACAUUGGAAAUUUAAUUUCCCCUAUUUUGCCAAAAACAAAAAAAAAAACAAACAAAAAAAAGACAAGAAAAGAGAUUCAUGUAACAACGUCUUUGUAAUGACAAGUAUUCAUGUUCAUAAAAUCAGUUUGUUGCUUCUUAA
This is a messenger RNA of Seriola aureovittata, 2731 nucleotides long. RefSeq names its product ArfGAP with FG repeats 2 (gene agfg2). NCBI's taxonomy places the organism in Eukaryota, Metazoa, Chordata, Actinopteri, Carangiformes, Carangidae. Bases 172 to 1647 code for a protein of 491 amino acids. Gene Ontology annotation, molecular function: GTPase activator activity. The transcript is spliced from 15 exons. The record is from RefSeq and is a predicted model, not a curated record.